UUUCACUAGUGGGCGGAUGUUUGUAAACAAUUAUUUAACUUUAAAUCAAAUUUGUUGUAUGUAAACAGAGUUUUCUCAAAUCAACUUCCAAACGAAAUACACACAUAAAAAUGGUUAUUCAACGAAGUUGGAAAAUACAAACUGAAAACGGAAAGACCACAAGUAUUCUCCAAAUGAAUGCAACAUCCUCAUCUGAAGACUCCAAUGGAUCCAAUCAAACAAAUACUUCAAUAGCAACUUCAAUGACAAAUAAUUCUUUAUUGAAAAUGGAUCAAACUAAAUACGUGACAACCCCACAAAUGGCAGAAAAUGUCCUUGGCAGGCUUAAACAGCGUCUUGGCAGUCAUGUCAGUGGUCGGAAGUCGUCUUCAGAUGCUGCUAUGCGCUCGCUGGAACUUUUGCGUAUUACAAUUCAAAUUGCCUUUGACAAGGAAGUUGAUGCAAUAGCUAAAAAGUUUAUAGACAUGUACUUCAAACCAGCAUUUAAAAACAUCAAAGAAAAUUUGGGAGAUCACGCUGUUACAGAGGAAAUGGGCCAAAAAAUGAUAUGCGCUCUUUUGGAAAAUUCAAAAACUCAGUAUAAUCCCCAUCGCAAUAAGCCAACCGCUACAAUUUCACAAGUUCCUCUGAUUCCAGUCCAAAUUUCAACUGACCAAAGUAACACUAAACCUGAAAGUUCAACCCAGACUACAAUGGCGGUAAAACGCGCUGCACCUAAGCCCUCAAUACUAGAAUCCCCAGGUCAAACUCCCAAGAAACCUACAAUCAGCUCCACUGCACCCGCCGCUGGACAGCAGCAACCUUCCCAACCAAAUCAGCCAGCAUCACUCGUUCAGCAGCAGCAACUACCACAACAACAACAACAGCCAAACCGACCUCCAACUGUUGCUCCUCCAAGAAGGCAAAUAUUUUGGAACACUGCCGCCAUUUCCACUGAGACAAAUUUCGUUCUCGAUGUUCAGGCAAACCAAGCAUUUGGGUUUGGAACUGACGGAAAGGAACGUUUGGCCAGCAAACAUCCCGAGCUUAUUCGAUACCUCCCUGAUGGCCAAGACCGUGACUGGUUGGUUGAGCAGAAAAUUAUUCCCGCACAAAAUCGAAACUCUCGAUUUUUGUUCUUAAUUCACGACGAAGUUAAAACUCUUGGAGAAACUGCCCUCUAUAAGGAUCGAGAAAAUUUGAAUCUCUCGAUUUUACAUAUCUUUAAAAUUCCAAAUUUCAUAAUUCAAAAAAUGAAAUUAUUCUUCAUCGAUUUGAACAUCAAGAGUCGAGGAUUGAUAACAAAUUCAUAUUCAAAUAUUGCCAAUAGUAGUCAUUUGAGAAACGCCCUACUUCAAGGAAGUAAUCAAGCUGUAGUUUCAGCGUCAUCGGUAUCGGGGGGAACGACAACUUCAGUAGCAAGUAGUAUUAAUUCUUCGAAUAGUGUAUCAACUUCGACCGAUACAGUGACUAGCCAACCAAAGCCAAAGAGCUCUUUAAGCUCGUCUCAUGCUACUUUGACAGCUCUACUCACAAACAAUAAUAAUGGCGGCAGUGGGGUUGGAAACUCAAAAAUGGUGACGCAAAGUGAGCCAAAAUCAAAUGACAGCUGUCAAAAUGUAGGUAACUCGAUUGGGUCUUUGAAAAACGAAAAUGUCAAAAAGGAAUAAACAAGUUUCAAAGUUUUCAAAAAUUCUACCAACACUUAAAUACAUAUGUCAUUAUGAAUUCCGAGGGAAUUGUGCUUUGAUUCAUACUUUUCCUCAAAGAAUAAAUAGUAAAAAUAAUUGAUACUUACGAGUAUAUUGAUAAUUUUAAAUAAAUCAUUAAGGUAAAAUACAAAUGUU
This is a messenger RNA of Eupeodes corollae, 1826 nucleotides long. RefSeq names its product deoxynucleotidyltransferase terminal-interacting protein 1. Gene Ontology annotation, molecular function: DNA binding; nucleosome binding. The record is from RefSeq and is a predicted model, not a curated record. The transcript is spliced from 4 exons. Gene Ontology annotation, cellular component: nucleus. Bases 111 to 1649 code for a protein of 512 amino acids. NCBI's taxonomy places the organism in Eukaryota, Metazoa, Arthropoda, Insecta, Diptera, Syrphidae.